Molecule: messenger RNA, 1180 nt
Organism: Canis lupus familiaris (dog)
Lineage: Eukaryota; Metazoa; Chordata; Mammalia; Carnivora; Canidae
Product: WAS/WASL-interacting protein family member 3-like
Exons: 2
Coding region: 35-1081 (348 amino acids)
Source: RefSeq, a predicted model, not a curated record
GCCCUUUAAUAAAUUCCACACACCUGGGGCGAGGAUGGUUCUUUCUAGGACGCCCGGUGAGCCGCUGCGCGCAGCUGAGUGGGGAGUCCCGCGCCCGCCCCCAUCCACGAGGCCAGCCAGCGCGGGGCUCCUCCCGCCCAGAGCGUGGGGCCCGGGCAGGUGCAGCUCGGCCUUAGAGACGGGCCCUCAGCGGCCAAGUGCUCCCGCUGUUCAGUUUCUUCCUCUCACCACCAGCGCCUGCCAGGAGGGGUCUGACCUCCACGCCAGGCUCCCUCCAGCCCUGGGCGAGGAUCCCUGCUCAGGCCACCCCCGUCAGGUCCGCACACAGAGCGGAGAUGGCCAGCGAACGUCGGGUGGCGUCAGGGCGCAGGGCCCUGCAGGAGCCCCCGUUCCACCAGAGGCAAAGUCGGAACAGCGGGCCCACAAUUCCGCAGCCCGGCCCUUCUGCCCUCGCCCCCUCCUGACCCUCGCCCACGUCACGGCCACACGGCCACCCCGUCCCCUGAACACACUUGCGGCAGGGCCUUCGACUGGCCGCCUCCCCCCCGGAGGGCCCCUUCCCACGCUGCAGGAGCCUGCUCGCUCUGGGUUCAACUUCCCCCCUGCCCCACUGCGCCCCCCUUCCUGCUUCCAGGAGCCCCCCGAGCCCCCCUUCCUGCUUCCAGCCUCCUGCCGCAGCGUCGGCCAUCACGCUCUGCAGCCUUUCCUCGCCCCCUCGCCCAGCGCAGGCUCCAGACCACAGGGAGCCGGGCAUAGGGUCGCGGCUGCCGUCCAGAACCUACCUCAGGCAGGUAGUAGGGGAAACACACAAGGAUGCCCCUGGACUCGGGGUCUGAGCCACGGGGAAAUACGGAACCUGGUGGAACAGGGCAACGCCCGGGGCCCCGGAAUGCACGGCUCCCCCUCCCGGGGCCCCGGGGCCGUGCAGCUGCCAGGGCCGGCGCCACGCUCCCACCGCUUCCCAGACAUGCGGAUAAUGGAUGUGUGUCCUGACUGGUCACCUCCUGCCUCCUGUUCCUCGGCCCCUGGGCCCCCGGUCACCCCGGCCCGGGGCCUGAACAGGUCUGCAGAGGCUCCGUGAGGACAGCACAGAGUAGGUGCUGCUCGGGAAGCCAGAGGAGCAGGGGCGCCGGGUCCAGGGCAGCUCUCCCGGGAUCUGGGGCUCAGAACCGGCCCGACU